AUGAAUUCUGUCAGAGAGCUUAUGCGUAAGGAGAGACUGCGGCGACAGCAGCAGAGAGAAGCCGCAGAAGCAGCAAAGAAAGCAGCAGCAGCAAAGGCAGCAGCAGAAGCAAAGGCAGCAGCAGCAGCAAAAGCAGCAGCAGAAGCAGAAGCAGCAGCAGCAGCAGCAGCAACAAGAACAAAGACUCCAGUUGCUGCAGACUCACUCAUUCUAGAAGGAUAUAACAGCGAGGAAGAUGAGCAAAAAGACGAAGCAAAAUAUAUUAAAACAAAUACAACAAAAACAACGCCUGAGGGGCUUCCAGACGAUUUCUUUGAUGACCCAGAAGAAGCAGCAAGAGCAGCAGACGAAGAAGGAAGCCAAGCAGCAGCAGCAGCAGCAGCAGCAGGAGCACCAGCAGAGCAAGCAGAUGCAGCAGCAGCACCAGCGGAGCAAGCAGAUGCAGCAGCAGCAGCAGCAGCAGAUGAAGAUGACGAAGAAAAUGUGCUGGACUAUGAAAUCGAAGAGCCUGAUGAAGCGCUGCUGCAGCCGCAGGUCUCCGAUGUUACAGCAGAAGAAGAUAUAAGCAGCAACGGAGCUGCCAAGACAGCUGAAACACCAGCAGCAGCAGCAGGAGCAGCAGCAGGAGGAGCAGCAGGAGCAGCAGCAACAUCGGGAGAUGCUUCUGAGAAGCAGGAAAAGACUAAAGGAACAGCAGCAGCAGCAGCAGCAGCAGCAGCAGCAGAUGGAGAAGAUGCAGCAGCAACUUCAUUUGUUUUGAGCAGCAUUGAACUCACAACAGCCAUCGACGAAGCACACUGCGAAGUGCUGGUAGAAGAAGAGCGGAUCCAGCAGCAGGAGCGGCGGGCUCAGGAGGUGGCGAAGCUGCGUAGUGAAGCAGCAGCAGCAACAGCAGCAGCAGCAGCAGCAGCGGCUGCUGCUGCUGCAGGUAAACGGAAACGAAAGGCUCAGCAGCAGCAGCAGCUUGAGCAGCAGCAGCAGCAGCAGCAGCAGAAUGAGUUGCCUUGGGGUUUCUUUGAUGAUUUCGAUAAAGAUGCAGCAGCAAGAGGCGAGCUGGGGCCGUCGGAGCUGCAGCGGCAGCAGCAGCAGCUAAAUGCAAAGAAGCGACAACUUGUUGAAGAUAUAAAAGAAGGACGACAAGAAAUCGCGCAAGAAAAGAAAGAUAUAAGGGCCUUUGUUAAUCAGGUUGUGCAGCUGCAGGCGGAGCAGCAGCAAAUGGAGAAGCAGCUGCGCACGCUGAAGCAAAAAGCAGAAGAAUUCAGACAGCAGCAGCAGCAGCAGAAGCAACAACAGCAGCAGCAGCAGCAGCAGCAGAUGCCAGAGCGAUGCAAAGUAGAACCGCAGGAUCCAGACGACUCAAAGAAAUAUGCUGCUGCUGCUGCUGCUGCAGCCAUUAAGGAGGAGAAGCAGCAGCAGCAAAGAGAAGCAGCCGCAGCAGCAGCAGCAGCCGUUAAGGAUGAGAAGCAGCAGCAGCAAAUAGAAGCAGCAGCAGCAGAAGCAGAGAUAAGCGAAGGAGACUCCGAUGCUGACGAUGAUAUGACGUGGCGUAGCAAAUGCCUUACAUGA
Messenger RNA from Eimeria acervulina, 1566 nucleotides. RefSeq lists its product as hypothetical. The record is from RefSeq and is a predicted model, not a curated record. Bases 1 to 1566 code for a protein of 521 amino acids. The transcript is spliced from 2 exons. Lineage: Eukaryota; Apicomplexa; Conoidasida; Eucoccidiorida; Eimeriidae.